AUGGCUGAUCUUCAAAACCUCAAAGAAGAGCUUAAAGCCAUGAAAGAGAAACUGAAUGAGAUGGAAAACCAGAUUCUUGACCUCAAGAAAAAAGUUGUUUUUUUUAUUCUACUUUUAAAAAUAUUUAUCUACCAAGACUCAACCAAAGUGGUGUUCAGUGCCAUAGCCACUGGAAAUGGACACACUGGACCCUUCAACACAGACAAAACCAUAAUCUACAAUACUGUGCUAACGAAUGUGGGCAAAGCCUACAAUCACUUUACAGGGAUCUUCACAGCACCAGUUGCAGGUGUUUAUUACUUCAGCUUUUUCUACCACGCCGGAGGAGAAUGUCAAGCACGACUGUAUCUCUACAACAACAACAAGUUAGUUGUCAUGACGAGUGACCACAAAUCAACACAAGACGAAGCUGAUAAUGGAGGGAACGCCGUGUUCCUGCAUCUGCUGCCAGAGGAACAGGUGUAUGUCAAACUGGCACCAAAUUCACAUGUUUGGGUGGGGGGAACCCACACCACUUUCAGCGACCACUUAGUGUAUGAAAUGUAAACAAAGAAAUGUCAGAUUUUGGCCACAAUAUAUGGAAUAAUUUCAUUAAUGUUGAUUUAUUAGCAUUUGCUAACAUUUAAUGAAAAGUUGAGAACAAAUCAGAAUCAACAAAUUUGUAGUAACCACAAAAAUUAUGAAGGAAAAGCUUAUUGAAAUGCAAAUGUACUUUGACAAAUUGUAAUCACGAGUUUUCUUCAAGGUAAUUUUAAUGACUGAUUAGACAAUUUUAGUGCAUGUCUUAAUAACU
Messenger RNA from Poecilia latipinna (sailfin molly), 793 nucleotides. Its product is annotated as complement C1q-like protein 3. The record is from RefSeq and is a predicted model, not a curated record. Gene Ontology annotation, molecular function: protein binding. The coding region runs from base 1 to 546 and encodes 181 amino acids. The transcript is spliced from 3 exons. NCBI's taxonomy places the organism in Eukaryota, Metazoa, Chordata, Actinopteri, Cyprinodontiformes, Poeciliidae.